UCCCCAACACCUCCUAACAGAAAUUUCUCGAACUAACCAGAAUACCCUAUAUUUCUCACCCUUAUAAGAAAACCGCAAAAAAGCAAGAAACCGGGAAGCCUUCAGAAUACGGUAGAUUAAAGAUCUGACGGUCAAUAUUCCACGAACAAGAACCUUCUCGAAACAAAUGCAGUCUUAUAAAAAACACCUCUCCCUUCUUUCUCUUGCAAUCGAAACAGAAUUCUCAGUAAACGAUCAGAAAAACAAUAAUCUCUUUCUAAAAUUCUCUCGAAAUUCUGUUAGUGUUUAGUUGGUGGUAAAGAAAUGGCAGGAAAAGGCGAAGGUCCGGCGAUUGGAAUUGAUCUUGGGACGACAUACUCAUGUGUAGGAGUAUGGCAACAUGAUAGAGUUGAAAUUAUUGCGAAUGAUCAAGGAAAUAGAACGACGCCCUCUUACGUUGCUUUUACGGAUACUGAAAGAUUGAUUGGUGAUGCUGCUAAGAAUCAAGUCGCUAUGAAUCCUACCAACACUGUUUUUGAUGCCAAGCGAUUGAUUGGUAGGAGAUUCAGCGAUCCGUCCGUGCAAAGUGACAUGAAACACUGGCCAUUCAAGGUGAUUCCUGGCGCAGGUGACAAACCAAUGAUUGUAGUCAACUACAAGGGAGAAGAGAAGCAAUUCUCUCCUGAAGAAAUCUCUUCCAUGGUUCUAACAAAAAUGAAGGAAAUUGCCGAAGCUUAUCUUGGCAGCACCAUUAAGAAUGCUGUUGUUACUGUUCCGGCUUACUUCAAUGAUUCUCAGCGUCAAGCCACCAAGGAUGCUGGUGUGAUCUCUGGGCUUAAUGUGAUGCGUAUCAUCAAUGAGCCUACUGCUGCUGCAAUUGCGUAUGGGCUGGACAAGAAGGCAAGCAGCAGCGGGGAGAAGAAUGUUUUGAUUUUUGAUCUUGGCGGUGGUACUUUUGAUGUGUCUUUGUUGACAAUUGAAGAGGGUAUUUUCGAGGUUAAGGCUACUGCUGGGGAUACUCACCUUGGUGGUGAAGACUUCGACAACAGGAUGGUGAAUCACUUUGUGCAGGAGUUUAAGAGGAAGCAUAAGAAGGAUAUUAGUGGGAAUCCUAGAGCAUUAAGGAGGUUGAGGACUGCUUGUGAAAGAGCAAAGAGGACUUUGUCUUCCACUGCUCAAACUACCCUUGAGAUUGAUUCCCUCUUUGAGGGUAUUGAUUUCUACACUACCAUUACUCGUGCUCGUUUUGAGGAGCUGAAUAUGGACUUGUUCAGGAAGUGUAUGGAGCCAGUUGAGAAGUGUUUGAGGGAUGCUAAGAUGGAUAAGAACGCUGUUCAUGAUGUCGUGCUUGUUGGUGGAUCUACAAGGAUUCCAAAAGUUCAACAGUUGCUGCAAGAUUUUUUUAACGGAAAGGAGCUUUGCAAGAGCAUUAACCCCGAUGAGGCAGUAGCUUAUGGUGCAGCUGUGCAGGCUGCCAUUUUGUGUGGAGAAGGGAAUGAGAAAGUGCAGGACUUGCUUCUGCUUGAUGUCACUCCAUUAUCUCUUGGAUUGGAGACUGCUGGUGGUGUUAUGACUGUUCUCAUCCCAAGGAACACCACCAUUCCUACAAAGAAAGAGCAGGUGUUCUCGACUUACUCGGAUAACCAACCAGGUGUGUUGAUUCAGGUUUAUGAAGGAGAAAGAACAAGGACUCGGGAUAACAACUUGUUGGGAAAGUUUGAGCUGACAGGCAUUCCUCCUGCACCAAGGGGUGUCCCUCAGAUCAAUGUCUGCUUCGACAUUGAUGCUAAUGGUAUUCUCAAUGUCUCAGCUGAGGACAAGACUACUGGGCAGAAGAACAAGAUCACAAUCACAAACGACAAGGGUAGACUGUCAAAGGAAGAAAUCGAGAGAAUGGUGCAGGAAGCGGAGAAAUAUAAAUCAGAAGAUGAGGAGCACAAGAAGAAGGUCGAGGCUAAGAAUGCUCUUGAGAACUAUGCCUACAACAUGCGAAACACUAUCAAGGAUGAUAAGAUCAGUGCCAAGUUACCUGAAGCUGACAAGAAGAAGAUUGAGGAUGCAAUCGAUCAGGCUAUUCAGUGGCUCGAUGGGAACCAGCUCGCUGAGGCAGAUGAGUUUGAGGACAAGAUGAAAGAACUGGAGAAUAUUUGCAAUCCAAUCAUUGCAAAGAUGUAUCAAGGAGGUGCUGCCCCUGAUGUAGCUGGCAUGGAUGAGGAUGGUCCUUCUGCAGGCGGUUCAAGUGGUGCUGGUCCUAAAAUUGAGGAAGUUGAUUAAGCGGAUGUUUGAUACUGUGGUUAUGCAAUGCAUUCUCUAAGCAUUUCUUUUGCUUUUAGUAAAAAUGUGGAAGAACAUGUUUCUUAUGUUUGAAGCUUUUAAAUUUUCUUGUUUGUACACUUAAGCUGUUGACUAUAGUUUACCGCGUGUAUUACCCUUGCCAAGACAUAUAAUAGCAGGCUUUUUCAUUUUCCCAAA
Messenger RNA from Amaranthus tricolor (Joseph's coat), 2451 nucleotides. RefSeq names its product heat shock cognate 70 kDa protein. The record is from RefSeq and is a predicted model, not a curated record. The transcript is spliced from 2 exons. Gene Ontology annotation, biological process: cellular response to unfolded protein; protein refolding. Lineage: Eukaryota; Viridiplantae; Streptophyta; Magnoliopsida; Caryophyllales; Amaranthaceae. Gene Ontology annotation, molecular function: heat shock protein binding; ATP hydrolysis activity; ATP binding. Gene Ontology annotation, cellular component: cytoplasm. The coding region runs from base 304 to 2253 and encodes 649 amino acids.